Messenger RNA from Cryptococcus wingfieldii CBS 7118, 3186 nucleotides. RefSeq names its product dolichol kinase. Gene Ontology annotation, cellular component: endoplasmic reticulum membrane. Gene Ontology annotation, biological process: dolichyl monophosphate biosynthetic process. Lineage: Eukaryota; Fungi; Basidiomycota; Tremellomycetes; Tremellales; Cryptococcaceae. The transcript has 10 exons. Gene Ontology annotation, molecular function: dolichol kinase activity. The record is from RefSeq and is a predicted model, not a curated record. Bases 1 to 3186 code for a protein of 1061 amino acids.
AUGACCCUCCACCCCGCAAGAUCACACCAUACUCACAGGAACACCCGUCACCGCUCCGUAUCACGCUCAUCUUCUUCGCCUUCUCCGCCCCCGCCUUCCUCUCUGUCUGUCCACGGCCACCCACCAAGAACAAGCACGCCACUGCAUAAUAGUAGAGAAAAGCGGAAAAGCUUCAAUUCACCUCGGUCUUCUGCUACCGGAUCGGUCGGCCAUAACCACGGCCAUAGUCAUAACAGUCAUCGCACGCGUGCCCCAAGCCGCAGCCCCCUCCCUCCCUCUUACAAUCCCCCCUCCGACCUUCCCUCCUCCCCACUAGCAUCUCACCCAACACUUGAAGACCAGCAAGACCACGAAACCACCGACGUCGGAUUUUCGACGCAAUACGGUGCUUCGGCGAGUAGCGUCGCCGGCGCGGGCAGCGGCAGCGAGAGAGAGUAUCUGAGGGGGGAUGAGACGGAGGUGGAGAGGGCUAGUAGAGUGGUUUGGAAGAAACAGAUAGAGGAGCCUGUUGAUCGGACACCAACACCGCUCGGCUCUGCCCGUACCUCCAACUCAGCCCGACGGCAAAACUCGGCACCGCCCUCGCCGUCUCCUUAUACCCUACUCCCAUUCAUGAUCGGUCUCAACCAUGUCAUCGCUUUCAAUUUAGGCGGUAAAACCCGGCGCAUAGGACUUUCUAUCUCGAUGACACGACGCAAAUGCGAGAAUCUUUUGGUAUUGUCAGCAGUGUGUUGGGGUAUCUGGGUGCUGGGGUAUAGAUGGGGCGAACAAGCUAUUGCCGGUGAAAUCGGUUUAUUAGUAGGCUUGACGAUCCUCUACUCCGCCCUCCGAUUCCGACCAACCCCAGCCCGGGUCUUAUCCACAUACCUCCCCCCAACCCGGCCCCUCUCCCCCUCUCCCCUCCCACCUUCCACUUGGGGGAGCACAUAUCCUGCACGCGAAAGGUCUGCUCGAUCCAGCGUCGGCCAUACUUCUCUUUUCCUUGCUGGCGGUCAUGCAGGGUACGCCGGGUACUCCGGAGCUGGGGGUGGGGGGCAGACGUCCCCUGCGCUGCCAAAGGAUGAUCCUCGGGCGAGGAUGUUGUUGCCGGACGAAGAUGGGUAUAUAGGGAUUGGACAUAAGGGGAGUAUAUGGGGGACGGAAGAACGUGAAUAUCGCGACUGCCUCGACGACGGCAUAUACUACGCCCUCCUCCUAGGCCCCCUUGUAGCUUCCGCCCUCUUGCACGCCUCCCUCUCCCAACUAUUCUCGUACCCCUCUUCUCCAUUGCCGUAUGGCAAUUGGAAGAUUGAGAAUCCUCUUGUGCUGCCCACAACCCCGUUGAGGCGGGAUGUCGACCCUACAAGGGGACCUAUUGAGACGAUCCGCGCCCUCUCAGCACUUGCAACUUCACGCCGGAACCUUGUACAACUCUUCACAUUAUGUUCAUUCGUCCUUCUCGUGCAUCUUGCAAGGUCGUUGCAUCUCGAGAUCAAACAAAUGCGUCUCCUCUGCCCCCCUCCUAACGACCCAAGCGUCUCAGAGCUCGGGGAGCCUCCCGGUAUCCCGAGUGGUCAUGGCGGUGGCGGUGGCGGUUCCGGUAGCAUUGGCGGCAGGUUCAGCGCCCAACAAGCCGGCUUUGGCACCUUUUGGUUAAGGAAGGGUGAAUGGAGGAGGACGGGGAGCGUGGUGGGGUUUUCGGGGUUGGUUAGUGCGGGGUGUUUGGGGGUUAAGGCUGUUACUGCGUAUGUCGGGAGAGGGGUUUGGAGUGAUAUGUCGCCAUCCGAUAUCGUCAUCGCUACCCUUUUCUACCAAUUCAGUAUCUACGUCUGUGUCAGACUCGCCCGGAAGGGGUUGACGUUGGGGGAACUGGCUUCGGUGUGUAGUGCGGCGACGGCAAUGUUUAUGGAAGUCGUCAAUUUGACCCGUAUGAAGAUCGCAAUCUUCCGCACCCCCUACAUCAAAACAUACCGUCUUCCCACCCCUCUCCUCACAUUCCAACUCGCCCUCAUCCCAGGCUCCCUCCUCGCCGGCUUCCUCCUCUCCCCACUCCUCUACCUCUCCCGCAACCUCGCCCAAAAACCAGCACACCGCCUCCGCCUCCCACACGAAAAACCCAUCCACCGCCGCUUGCUCGCUCUCGGCUUCUAUGGUGGUUCGGCGGUUGUUUGUGGCGGAUUGGUGGGCGGGUGGACAUGGUGGUGUUUGGGCGGGCGGAAUCCGUAUAGUUGGGUGUUUUGGUUUGUGUUUGGGGGGAGGCAUAUGUGGACGAGGUUGGGGCUGGUGGGGUAUUGGGUUGGGUUGGCUGUUGUUUCGGUGGCGGGCUGGGAGAGGCAGCUCAAUCGUGCUAGGAGGCAUAGGAGGUAUACCGUCCCUGGUACAGCAGCUGGCAGAGGCGACACUCUUUCUUCCUCGAACUCAAACUCCAACUCCAACCAUACCCACCCGUCCGUCUCAACCUCAACCUCAACCUCAACCCUCCCAAACGUCCCAUCCGCACCCGGCCACCCCGGACAAACAGCAGGACAGGUAGAAGGAAGAGGACAAGCAGGUUUCUCCGGAGCAGCGACGCAGAUGAUGGAUGCGGCCGAUCAGCGGAUGCCGACAUUGUCUGUGAACGCGAGGAGGAAAUCGUUUCAUGCGUUGGCGGUUAUCAUGUUUAUCCCCGGUAUCGCCGUCGACCCAGCAUUCACCCACCUCUCAUUCUCCGUCGCUUUCGCGGCCUUCAACUUUGCAGAAUACAUUCGCUAUUUCGCCCUCUGGCCUUUUGGCGUCAAGGUGCACUUGUUUCUGAACGAGUUUUUGGAUGCGAAAGAUUCGGGGACGGCGAUUUUGAGUCAUUUUUAUUUGUUGGCGGGGUGUGCGUCGCCUUUGUGGUUUGAAGGGCCAAGCGAAUUGCUAUCCUACUUUGGUGUCCUCUCCCUCGGCAUAGGCGAUGCUCUCGCAUCAAUAGUAGGAAGACGAAUCGGAAGACUCCGAUGGUGUCCAGCAUUCGGCAAGACGGUCGAAGGCAGUUUGGCAUUCUUCUUGUCGGUGUUGGUCAGCUCGGUUGUUAUGUGGGCUGUUGGGGCUGUUGAUUCUUUCAAUCUUGUACCGUAUACGAUCACUGUAGCGUUUGUCACCCUUCUCGAGGCGUUCUCGGCGCAGAACGAUAACCUUAUAUUGCCGAUGAUUGGGUGGGCUGUGGGGACGCUGUUGGGUGUAUAA